Molecule: messenger RNA, 3205 nt
Organism: Schistocerca serialis cubense
Lineage: Eukaryota; Metazoa; Arthropoda; Insecta; Orthoptera; Acrididae
Product: constitutive coactivator of PPAR-gamma-like protein 1 homolog
Exons: 19
Coding region: 329-3205 (958 amino acids)
Cellular component (GO): nucleus
Source: RefSeq, a predicted model, not a curated record
UGGUGGUACAUAUAGUUUAGGGUGAUUGUUUAGUAUAUGUAUGUGUUCUUCUUAUAGGUGUAAAAUAUCAUUGGAAAUGAUUCAUCUUUUUGUUUAUCUGGCUUAUGAACUUGUAAUCUGACGCUGGGGGCUGCUUCAUGGAAUGUUAUGAUACGCCGUUUUCGCAGUUUCUGUUAGCACGCCGGUUAUAUGUUAAAUAUAUUAAUCUCAGUUGUUGGAUUCGAAAUGACGAUGGUUAAAUGUUAAUGUGCUGUGGCAGUGACUUCAUCAAAACAUGUGGCAUUCACGAUUUGUGUGUUCCUGAAAACCUGACUGAAAAUAUUGCAUAAUGGGUAUCCAAGACUUGCAAGCUUUUAUUGAUAGUUCACAAAUACCAGGCAGUUCAGUGCCCGUGGAUUUAUUGAGAAUUGCCCGGGGAUUGGCAGUGAAACAGAGUCGACAGCAGCAAAAGACUGGAAAACCAUUAAACCAUGUUAAUAGCAAACUGAGUCUUGUAGUGGAUGGGGAGUGCUGCUUGCAUCGCCUUUAUGGUGGCUACUUCUCAGAUUGGGUCUGUGGUGGCCAGUGGAAUCGAAUGGUCCAAUUCUUAGCCAUUUUGGUCCAGACAAUACAAACUAACAACAUUGAAUUAGCAGUAUUUUUUAACGGGUGUUUGGAACAGCAACGAAUGAAUGAAUGGAUCACGUCCCAACUUCGCAUUAGGCAAAAGAUUAAUCAGGUUUUGAAGCACAUAAAUAUAAAGGGAACACCACCACCUAAAGUAUGGUGGGCAGCUCCAAGUUGUUUGAGGACGUGUCUUCGUAUGGCUCUGAGGCAUCUUAGUAUCAGUGUUUUAUGUACUAUGGAUGAUCAUCAUCAAGAAGUGAUUGCCUAUUGCCGAGAAAAUUGUUUUUACGGGUUGAUGGCUGACGAUGGGGAAUAUGCAGUGUUUGAUCCGCCGCGAUACUUCUCUUCAGAACAUAUAAAACUUACAUAUAAGGGAUCACUGGAGACCAAGGAAUACAUUUUGAGUGAAGUCACGAAAGGCUUGGGUCUUAGUUCUGAUCGUUUAUGUGUUGUGGCUGCUCUUCUGGGAAAUUAUUUGUUGCCUGAACAAGAUCUAUUAGAAUUCUACCAUAGACUAGGGUUGGUGCAAAGCUUGGGAAAGAUUCCUGUUGAUCCUUUAGUGAAGACAGUUGCAACCUAUGUAAAGGGACUGCCAUCAGUUGAGAACUUGGAUACAAUUGCAGCUCAGAUUUUUGGUUCAACUACAGAUCCUAGAGUUUCUAGAUUCAAACAAAGUGUGCAGUACUAUUUAAAUGGAACAAAAGAUGGGUUCUUAAGAUACAGAACACAGGCAGCCCACCACCGACAUGGUUAUUCACAAUUUCCUGCACAAAAGAUUUCCCCCCAUCAAAACAAAGGAAAACAUGUAGAUCAAGUGGACAACUCCAAAUUUGCCUCAGAGACUGUGGAAAGUGAGCGUGACAGUUUGCAGGCAUACAAUGAAGCUACAGCAAGUUCUGCAGGGACACCACAGAUUGUAAUUGAACCACCUGGCAUAGUGCCUGAUGAUAAAAUGAAACCGAAUGGUUCAGCUGUCAUUGAUGGCUCUGAAGAAGAGACAGGCACUAAAUCUGGUACCAAUUCAGUUAGUACUGUCAAUGGAGGACACUCGGGAACUCUGAUUAUUAGUGUGUCAAGCUCCAGUAGUAGCUCAAGUGCCACAUCUCCUAGUCGUACUCCUGAGAACAAACGGAUGACAAAUCAAGAGGAUUCCCCAAUAAAAUCUGUGACUUUACCUACUGUACCACCAGAAGUUAUGCGGACUGCUAGUGAAAGACACCAGAAAGGCCUUAUGUCACCAUAUAUAUAUCAGAUUUUGACUCAGGGUGAGAUAAAGUUGCCAGUGCUGAUGGAAGAUGAGAAUCACAAAGAUUUGCCAAGCAUACACUUGGUAUUCCGCCCUGUACGACAGAUGGUCUAUGCAAUUCUUUUCAAUCUCCACCAUUAUAUAUAUAUGGCAAGCAAGCAGAAAGAGAAAGGAGAUGAAGAAAAGGUUGAAGUACCAGAUAUUUGCAUAAAAGAAUGGAUAUGGUCAAAAAACAAUCAGUAUCAAACUCCUGACUACGUUCGAGCAGAACAGGUUGGAUGGGGUGUACCAACAAUCCAACGACUCUGGUUUGGGUCUGCUAUAGAUGACAAAAGGAGACGACUUAGAGCAUUUUUGACAUGUAUGCGGUCUGACACACCGUUAAUGUUGAAUCCUACAUAUGUACCACAGCAUUUACUCGUUAUGGCAUCCGUUUUGCGAUUUAUUAUGUCUCACCCAGAAAAAAUUUUGUUGCAUAAAAUUGAAUUGGAUGUCUUCAUUGCACAAGCAUUUUCACCUGCUCUUAUGAAUGCACACCAACUGCAGGAACUACAGUUGCCGAUGGUUACAAGUAGAGGAGUCCAACUGGCAGCACUUUUCAUGCAGGGGGUCGAAACAGCGCUGUUGGCUAACGAUGCUUGUGGAGCACCAAUACCUUGGUUGAUGUGUUGCCCAUGGUUAUUUUUUGAUGGAAAACUCUUUCAUCACAAACUUGCGAGAACUUCUACAGCUAAAAGCCUUCUCGAUUUAUGUGAACAUCGAUAUGAAUAUGUUUUGAAAGUAGAACGUAUGCGCCAAGCAAUAUUAGAAGGCCUUGAUAUAGACUAUUGCAUAGCAUCUGUGCAGACACAACUAUCAGGUAUGAGGGUUCGUCUACCACCUAACAUAGCAUCCCCACCUGGAGUUAUACCACCACCAGUUCGAGCAAUGAAUGCAAUAAAUGUUCCUGAGCGUGUUUAUGCACCACGUGGGCUUUUCCGCCGUACAGUGCCUAGUAGAGGUGGUCAAUUGGAGAUAGCAGGAGUGGUGGUAGGCAGCUGGGGACCUAAUUAUGGGACACGUGGUGUUCCACAAGCAACUGGUUCCUUUACACCCCACAGGCCAAGCGGUGGCCGUGUUGUUCCGCCACAGGUCACUUCUGUGGGUGGCCCAAAAGCAUACCGACAGGGGAACAACAUGCAGGGAUAUCAUAUGAACUCACUCAAUGGCCGUCCACCUACUUUCCAGACGCGUGCAUCCAGUAGACAUUUUGGAGUCCCUGGUCGUGGGAAAAGAAACCAGAAACUAGUGAGUGCAAAGAAACUACAGUGCAGUGGUUGCUGGCAGGAGGCAUAUGUGCAGGCAUCAGUAUGA